GUUUAUCGUCCCUGUCGUCAAUUCUUCUCGCAUCCUCCAUCGCUCGUCGCUAAUCAUUGCAUCAGUAUCGGUCCACAUUCCCAUCCAUCCCUUAUUCCACAGUACCUCACCGACCUUCCACAAUGAGGUCUUCAGUCCUCUCAACCGUUGCAACAACGGUUGCCAUCCUCGCCUCAACCGUUGUAGCUGACGUGGACCCGAUUGUCAUCAAGGGCUCCAAGUUCUUCUACAAGUCCAAUGGCACCCAGUUCUUCAUGAAGGGCAUUGCCUACCAGGAGGAUAUUUCCACCAACGGCUCCAUAUCCGGCGCGGAUCUCAAUAAAUACGUUGACCCGCUUGCCGACGUUGCUGGCUGCACCCGCGAUAUUCCGGCUUUGGUUGAGCUCCAGACCAACACCAUCCGUGUCUAUGCUAUCGAUCCUACCAAGGACCACGAUGCAUGCAUGAAGAUGCUCGGGGAUGCCGGCAUCUAUGUCAUUGCCGAUCUGUCACAACCUGCCCUGUCGAUCAACCGAGACGAUGCCGCUUGGAAUGAUGAUCUGUACGAACGGUACACCGCCGUCGUGGAUGCUCUAGCCCCAUACGAUAACACCCUCGGCUUCUUUGCCGGAAACGAAGUUUCGAACGCUCCCAACAACACCGAUGCCAGCGCUUUCGUUAAGGCUGCCGUCCGUGAUACCAAGCAAUACAUCAAAACAAAGAACUACCGCACCAUCGGCGUUGGCUAUGCCACCAAUGACGAUGCCGAUAUCCGUCAGAACUUGGCCAAAUACUUCAACUGCGGCGAUGCGUCGGAGUCCAUUGACUUCUGGGGUUACAACAUCUACUCAUGGUGCGGCGACUCUUCUUUCAAGGAGUCCGGAUUCGAUGUGCGCACCAAGGAAUUCGAGGACUACAAUGUCCCGGUCUUCUUCGCCGAAUAUGGCUGCAACUCGGAACGGCCCCGUCUCUUCUCCGAAGUUGGCGCCCUCUAUGGCUCUGAAAUGACGGAUGUUUGGUCCGGCGGUAUCGUCUAUAUGUACUUCGAGGAGGCCAAUGAAUACGGUCUGGUUAAAGUCAAGGGUAAUGAGCUCGAGAAGCUUGGGGACUUCUCCUCGCUUUCGAGCCAAAUUGCCAAGGCUACUCCCAGCGGCGUCGACAUGGGCUCGUACAACCCGACCAAUACCGCUCCCGCGGAAUGCCCGGCGGUUGCCUCCACUUGGGCCGCCGUCGCCAGCCCUCUCCCGCCGUCCGUGAACCCGGCGCUCUGCACGUGCAUGAUGUCGAGCCUCAGCUGCGCAGUCUCCGACAACGUCGAUGAGGAGAAGUACGGCGAUCUGUUCGGUGAGGUGUGCGGCUACGGUACGGAAUACUGCUCGGGCAUCGCCCACAACGCCACCACCGGCAAGUUCGGCGCCUACUCCAUGUGCAACGCCAAGGAGCAGCUCUCCUACGCCUUCAACGUCUACGCGAGCAGCGACAAGAACAAGAAUAACGGCAACGCCUGCGACUUCAACGGCGCCGCCACACAGAAGUCCCCCGCUUCCCUCUCCGAGGACUGCAAGUCCCUGGUCUCCCAAGCCGGCACCGACGGCCAAGGCACCGUCACCUCCGUUCCCACUCCCGGUGGCGCCGGCGCUGGUGGUAGCAGUAGCAGCACCGGUGCCAGCAGCGCCCUCACGGUUCCCAGCAUCGACUUUGGCUUCGUCAAGCUCGGCCUGUAUGUUGCGUGCGCUACCCUUGCCGGUGCCAGCAUGAUCAUCCUCUAAACGAAUACAUGUUGGAGAAUGCCGUCUCGUCGAUCUGGUCCGAUGCCUUGGUCAUCAAGACUAUCUAUGCUCAGAUCAGGGUCGGCUUCAUGGGACAGCUUCUGCCUUUUCGGCGCAUUAUGGGUUCUCUUCCACAGAGCGUGGAGAGCGUUAUAUUCAUGUUACUUUGUAAAUUUGUCGCUUCGGGGGUGUGUCCGGGAUUAUGGGUCAACCAGCAUAGUAUCGCAAUUCCAUUCCUGCAUUGAUUCUUCCAAGUACUGUGCCGCGAUUUGCGUCCUAAU
This is a messenger RNA of Eremomyces bilateralis CBS 781.70, 2029 nucleotides long. RefSeq names its product putative 1,3-beta-glucanosyltransferase. Gene Ontology annotation, biological process: fungal-type cell wall (1->3)-beta-D-glucan biosynthetic process. The coding region runs from base 123 to 1748 and encodes 541 amino acids. Gene Ontology annotation, cellular component: cytoplasm; fungal-type cell wall. The transcript is spliced from 3 exons. NCBI's taxonomy places the organism in Eukaryota, Fungi, Ascomycota, Dothideomycetes, Eremomycetales, Eremomycetaceae. Gene Ontology annotation, molecular function: 1,3-beta-glucanosyltransferase activity. The record is from RefSeq and is a predicted model, not a curated record.